Paramecium sonneborni is the source of this 1978-nucleotide messenger RNA. The record is from the annotation of a GenBank genome assembly. Lineage: Eukaryota; Ciliophora; Oligohymenophorea; Peniculida; Parameciidae.
CAAAAAUGAAAAAAAACAAUAAAUAAGUAUCUGCAAAAACAAAGUAUCUAAAAAAGAAAAAGGAAAUGCCAAGUGGAGUUGAUGAUUUAGCAACUCAUGAGGAAAAUGAUAUAGUUUAAUUUGCUUAAACUAAAUAACAGCAGAACAAUAAAUUCUAAUAAAUCUAAUUAAAACCAACUGAUCUAAGUUCAAGUGAUGAAGAAGUUGAUGUUUAAAAUAAAGAUGAUCCUGAUGAACAAUCUCGAUUUGUUUUAGGUUUGAUCUAAAAAAAUGUAUUAUUUUAAGUAUUUUUAAUAGAGAGUGAAUGAAAAAAAUUCAUUUGAUAUUCCAAUGAUUAAUAUAAGAGAUCUAAAUGCUUUUAAAUGUAUUUAUUAUAAUUAUUGUAGAAAUUGAAUAAGGAGAUGCUUGGAAACAUAUUUCAGCAUCUCUAGAUGCAGGAUCAAAAAUAUAUGGUUUUAGAGUAGAUUUGGUUCAUUAAAAUACCUUUAAAGUCUUAGGUGGUUUACAUAGAACAUAAAUACCUGAUAAAUAAAAUUAAGAUGUUGAAUAAGAAUUUGAAUAAGAGUAAUUGAGAAAAAAGAAAUUAUAAAAUACAGGAGGUGAAAAUACUUUAGAAAAGAAUUAAUCAAAUAUUGAUACAAAUAAAUAUGAUUUAGAAUUUGAAAUAGAUCCUUUAUUUUAAUAAACUUCUGCUAAAUUCGAUGAAGCUGGUGCUAAAGGACUUUUAAUGAAUAAUUUAACUAUUAAUGAAAAUUUAAUGCUUGCCUUAGAUUCAGAAGCUUUACCUAUUAAACCAGUUUAAAGUAUUAUAAAUAUCGAAAGUAUAAGAUAUAUUUAAACUAGAAUAUAAAUCAAUGCUUAAAAAUCUUAAUAACUAAAGACUUUGUCCAGAAUUAACAGAAUUUAGAGAGAAUAUCUUUUAAAAAGGAUAAAAAUUAGUUGAUUUUAAAUAAGAACAAUCAUUUAUGGCUAUAAUGAAUCCAGUUGGAAUGAAUAUGGAUUUUCAAAUAGAAGAUUAAUAAUAUGAAAAUAUGCCAGAAGAAAUGAAUAUUGAUGAACAAGUUUCAAUUAAUUCUGAAAAUCAAAAUAAUCGUUAAUCAAUAUUCUAAUAAUAAUAAUAAUAAGGUCAACAAUUUUAAUAUAAUAAAUUUAAUAUUCUUAAUUUUGAAUAAGCUGCAGCCAAUAUUGGAACUGGUAAGGUCUUUGAAAAUGAAAAAGAAUAAGUUGCUUGGAUGGCACUUGAUAUGAAUUUAUAACCAAAAAAAAAAAUAACUAAUGUUUAAGUUAAUGAAAAAUCUAAAAAAAAUAAAUCAAAAAAAAAGAAUGGCCUUUUCUUUACUUUUGGUGAUGAUGAAGAUGAAGAUGAAGAAUUAGAUAGAAAAACUAUUUUACAACCUAAAGAAAAGGAAAAUUAUUGUAUUAAUAAAGAUCCAUUAAAAUAAUUAAACCUUUUACCUAAAUCAUAUUAAAUUGAUAGACAAGAGUAUAUUAUUUUUAUUUAAUUUUUAGUUUAUAUCAUCCCUUUUAAAUAUCCAAGAUUCCUCAAUGGGGUGAAGAAAUAGUUGAAGAAGGAUAAAUAUAAAAUGAAAAUUAUGAUUAUGGUGCUGUUGAUGAUGAAUUCCCAUAAUAGUUACAAUAAAAUAUGGGAAUAGGAUCUCAAUUAAGAAAUAAUCCAAAUGCUAGAUUAAACAUUCCUAUUAAAGAACUUAAAAGUUAAGUCUGGUCAACUUUAUCAAAGAAGAUACCUGUAUUUAAAUUAAAUUUAAUACUAGUUAUCAACAGAUAAUCAAGGAUUAGAAUUUAAUUAGAUUAAUUAAAUUUUACCUGAAAUAUUAAAAAUGCCUACAUCUAAAGGUAGAGUUUCUAUUUAAACCUGCUUUGUCACUAUGUUACAUUUGGCAAAUGAGUAGAGUUUGAAAUUCAUUUAAAAUAAUGAUGAAAAUGAUUUUGUAAUUUAACGUGAAGCAUCAAAAUGAAU